ACCCUACGCCAAAGAGAGAGAGAAAGAGAGAGAGAGACUCAAAAUCGAUGCAGAACCGAGAAGACUGGUUUUGGAUUUGAGAGCCAAAGGGGAAAACAAAUCUUGUCUUAACAAAUGCCGAUUCCAAGAAAGGUCUUAACUGUUACACUCUUCUUCUCUCUGUUUCUACCUUUCUUCAUCUCCUCGGCUUCUGCAUCGAGCAACGAAGUCGCUGCGUUGGUUUCUUGGCUUCGCAGCUCGAACUCUCCGCCACCGACAGCGUUUUCAAGCUGGAACCCUUCUGAUUCAGACCCAUGUCACUGGCCUUACAUCACUUGCUCCUCUUCCGACAACCUCGUUACAGAGAUCAAUGUCGUCUCUCUUCAGCUAGCUUUACCAUUCCCUACCAACAUCUCUACCUUUACCUCACUUCAGAAACUCGUCAUCUCCAACGCCAAUCUCACCGGAAGUAUCUCCUCCGACGUCGGAGACUGUUCUCAGCUCAGAGUUAUAGACUUAAGCUCAAACAGCCUCGUUGGUGAGAUGCCUUCGUCUCUAGGGAAGCUCAAGAACCUCCAAGAACUCAUCUUAAACUCCAAUGGCCUCACCGGAAAGAUCCCGCCUGAACUCGGAGGUUGCGUGUCUCUCAAGAAUCUCGAUAUUUUCGACAACUUCUUAUCAGGGAUCCUCCCGUCCGAGCUCGGGAAGAUCUCGACGCUCGAGAGCCUUAGAGCCGGAGGAAACUCGGAGCUUUCAGGGAAGAUCCCAGAGGAGAUCGGAAACUGUGGGAGCCUAACGGUUCUAGGGCUCGCGGCCACGAAAAUAUCAGGCAACUUGCCAGUCACGUUAGGUCAACUAAGCAAGCUCGAGACUAUAUCAGUCUAUUCAACAAUGCUCUCAGGAGAGAUCCCUAAAGAGCUUGGAAACUGCUCUGAGCUUAUCAAUAUGUUUCUAUACGACAAUGGCUUGUCUGGCACGCUUCCACGAGAGCUAGGUCAACUUCAAAACCUAGAGAAGAUGCUUCUAUGGCAGAAUGAUCUUCACGGUCCCAUCCCUGAAGAGAUUGGAUUCAUCAAAAGCUUAAACGCCGUUGAUCUCUCUAUGAACUCUUUCUCAGGAACCAUACCUAUGUCUUUUGGUAACUUGUCUAAUCUCCAAGAGCUUAUGCUUAGCAGCAACAACAUCACAGGGUCAAUACCUUCUGUUCUAAGCAACUGCACAAGGCUUGUUCAGUUGCAGAUUGAUGCUAAUCAGAUCUCCGGUUUAAUUCCGCCGGAGAUUGGAUUGCUCAAGGAGCUUAACAUCUUCUUGGGGUGGCAGAACAAGCUAGAAGGGAAUAUUCCGACCGAGUUAGCUGGUUGUCAGAAUCUUCAAGCUCUUGACUUGUCUCAGAAUCUUCUCACUGGUGCUUUACCUCCUGGUUUGUUCCAGCUUCGUAAUCUGACCAAGCUCUUGCUUAUAUCUAAUUCCAUCUCCGGUGUUAUCCCACCGGAGAUCGGAAGCUGCACUUCACUUGUCAGAUUAAGGCUUGUCAAUAACAGGAUCACCGGAGAGAUCCCUAGAGAAAUAGGGCUUCUUCAGAACCUUAGCUUCCUAGACUUGUCUGAAAACAGUCUCUCCGGUCCAGUUCCUUGGGAGAUAAGCAACUGUUUACAACUUCAAAUGCUAAACUUGAGUAACAACACUCUUAGAGGUUCCCUCCCUCUCUCUUUAUCUUCUUUAACAAAGCUUCAAGUACUUGAUGUCUCUUCAAAUGACUUGACUGGCAAGCUUCCUGAUAGUCUUGGUCAGCUCCUUUCGCUUAACCGGCUCAUCCUCAGUAAGAACUCCUUCAAUGGAGAGAUCCCUCCGUCUCUAGGUCAUUGCAUGAAUCUUCAGCUUCUUGAUCUCAGCAGCAAUAACAUCUCUGGAGCCAUACCAGAAGAACUCUUUGACAUUCAAGAUCUAGACAUUGCCUUGAACUUGAGCUGGAACUCAUUAGAUGGCUCUAUCCCGGCCAGGAUCUCAGCGCUUAACCGGUUAUCCGUGCUGGACAUUUCUCACAACAUGCUUUCAGGGGACCUCUUUGCGUUGCCCGGUCUAGAAAACUUAGUUUCUCUGAACAUCUCUCACAACAGAUUCUCUGGUUAUCUUCCAGACAGUAAGGUUUUCAGACAGCUAGUAGCAGAAGAGAUGGAAGGAAACUCUGGACUAUGUUCCAAAGGUAUAAGGUCUUGUUUUGUCAGUAACAGCACACUGUUGAACACCCAGCACGGUGGAGAUUUUGCCCACUCACAAAGACUCAAGAUAGCCAUUGGAUUGCUUAUCAGCGUGACAGCGGUUCUAGCAGUACUAGGAGUGUUAGCGGUUUUACGCGCAAGGCAAAUGAUUCAGGAAGGUAAUGAUUCAGAGAAGGGAGAGAACCUAUGGACAUGGCAGUUCACACCUUUCCAGAAACUCAGCUUCACAGUGGAACAUGUACUCAAGUGUUUGGUAGAAGGUAAUGUUAUAGGGAAAGGCUGCUCUGGAGUGGUGUAUAGAGCAGAGAUGCCUAACCAAGAAGUCAUAGCAGUGAAAAAGCUCUGGCCAGUGACGGUGACGGUUGCCAAGACAUCAGGAGGUCGAGACUCAUUCUCAGCUGAAGUCAAGACACUUGGGUCGAUCAGACACAAGAACAUAGUCAGGUUCUUGGGAUGUUGCUGGAACAAGAACACUAGACUUCUUAUGUAUGAUUAUAUGUCGAAUGGUAGUUUAGGAAGCUUGCUUCACGCGAGGAGUGGCGAAUGUAGCUUAGGAUGGGAGGUUAGGUACAAGAUUAUACUUGGUGCAGCUCAGGGUUUGGCUUACUUGCAUCAUGAUUGUGUUCCUCCCAUUGUUCAUAGAGACAUCAAGGCUAAUAAUAUUCUCAUUGGCCCCGAUUUUGAGCCUUACAUUGGAGAUUUUGGUCUUGCUAAGCUUGUUGAUGAUGGCGACUUUGCUCGUUCUUCCAAAACCAUUGCUGGUUCCUAUGGUUACAUAGCUCCAGAAUAUGGAUAUUCAAUGAAGAUAACAGAGAAGAGCGAUGUGUUAACAGGGAAGGAACCGAUCGAUCCAACAAUACCAGACGGACUUCACAUAGUAGACUGGGUCAAGAAGAUCAGAGAUAUACAAGUAAUCGACCAGGGACUACAAGCGAGGCCAGAGUCAGAAGUAGAAGAGGUGAUGCAAACGCUAGGAGUUGCACUUCUCUGCGUGAACCCGAUACCUGAAGACAGGCCUACAAUGAAAGAUGUGGCUGCUAUGCUCAGUGAGAUACGUCAAGAAAGAGAGGAACCGAUGAAAGGUGGUGGGAAUAAUGGUUGCUCGGGGAGUUGUAAUAACAACGGAGAAGGGAGAGAUGAGUCUUUGUCUUCUUCUACUAUGCAGCAAACGGCUAAGUACUUGAGAAGUAGUAGCACGAGUUUCUCUGCGUCUUCUUUGCUAUACUCUUCGUCUUCUUCUACUUCUAAUGCUAGACCAAAUCUGAAAUAGAUUGUUAAUUAUGUUUCUUAGGGAACAAGUUCUCUACUUCUAAAGUUAUCUAUGUGAGGUUGUGAUAAACUCUUGUCUUUUUAAACCAA
Messenger RNA from Brassica oleracea var. oleracea, 3557 nucleotides. RefSeq names its product LRR receptor-like serine/threonine-protein kinase RCH1. Gene Ontology annotation, molecular function: protein kinase activity; ATP binding; protein binding. Gene Ontology annotation, biological process: protein phosphorylation. The record is from RefSeq and is a predicted model, not a curated record. Lineage: Eukaryota; Viridiplantae; Streptophyta; Magnoliopsida; Brassicales; Brassicaceae.